UGGAAAGCCGCGGCCCCCGGGGCGAGCUGGAUCGGGACUCAGCCCGGAUCCUCCUGGCCGUGCGCUCCCUGCACUUCGAGUCUGAUUGCUCCAGUCCGCUCUGCCGUCGCCGCCGUCGCCGCCAUGGCCCAAGCUGACAUUGCCCUCAUUGGACUGGCUGUCAUGGGCCAGAACUUAAUUUUGAACAUGAAUGAUCAUGGCUUUGUGGUCUGUGCUUUUAAUAGGACAGUCUCCAAAGUUGAUGACUUCUUGGCUAAUGAGGCGAAGGGCACCAAGGUGCUUGGCGCGCACUCUUUGGAGGAAAUGGUGUCCAAGCUGAAGAAGCCACGGCGGAUCAUCCUGCUUGUGAAGGCCGGUCAGGCCGUCGAUGAUUUCAUUGAGAAACUGGUACCUUUGCUAGACGUUGGUGAUAUCAUCAUUGAUGGAGGAAAUUCUGAAUACAGGGAUACCAUGAGACGGUGUCGAGACCUCAAGGAGAAGGGCAUCUUGUUUGUGGGGAGCGGAGUUAGCGGUGGAGAGGACGGGGCCCGGUAUGGCCCGUCGCUUAUGCCAGGAGGGAACAAGGAGGCCUGGCCGCACAUCAAGGCCAUCUUCCAAGGCAUCGCCGCCAAAGUGGGGACGGGAGAACCCUGCUGUGACUGGGUGGGGGACGAGGGUGCGGGACACUUUGUGAAGAUGGUGCACAACGGCAUAGAGUACGGGGACAUGCAGCUCAUCUGUGAGGCCUACCACCUGAUGAAGGACGUCCUGGGCAUGGGACACCAGGAGAUGGCCAAGGCCUUUGAGGAAUGGAAUAAGACAGAGCUGGACUCAUUCCUGAUUGAAAUCACAGCCAGUAUUCUCAAGUUCCAAGAUGCUGAUGGCAAACACCUGCUGCCAAAGAUCAGGGACAGCGCGGGGCAGAAGGGCACUGGGAAAUGGACCGCCAUCUCUGCCCUGGAGUACGGCGUGCCUGUCACCCUCAUCGGAGAAGCCGUCUUUGCGAGAUGCUUGUCAUCUCUGAAGGACGAGAGGAUCCAAGCCAGCAAAAAGCUGAAGGGGCCUCAGAGUAUCCCUUUUGAGGGAGAUAAGAAAUCAUUCCUGGAGGACAUUCGAAAGGCCCUCUAUGCUUCCAAGAUCAUCUCUUACGCUCAGGGCUUCAUGCUGCUAAGACAGGCGGCCACUGAAUUUGGCUGGACCCUCAACUAUGGCGGCAUUGCCCUCAUGUGGAGGGGGGGCUGCAUCAUCAGGAGUGUAUUCCUGGGAAAGAUAAAAGAUGCAUUUGAUCGGAACCCAGGACUUCAGAAUCUAUUGCUGGAUGACUUCUUUAAGUCAGCUGUGGAAAACUGCCAGGACUCCUGGCGGCGGGCCAUCAGUACUGGUGUCCAGGCAGGCAUUCCCAUGCCCUGCUUCACCACUGCUCUCUCUUUCUACGAUGGGUACAGACACGAGAUGCUGCCGGCCAACCUCAUCCAGGCCCAGCGGGACUACUUCGGGGCGCACACCUACGAACUCUUGGCCAAGCCGGGCCAGUUCCUGCACACCAACUGGACAGGCCAUGGCGGCAGCGUGUCCUCAUCGUCGUACAACGCCUGAUGGGAUUCUGUUCCAAGCCGUGACUUUGCAGACCGGGGCAUUCCGUUUGCCACACCGCACUGCUUACAUGGUCCUCUGCCCUACUUUCUGCUCAGAUCUUUUAAAAUAUCAUGUGUCGUAAGAAACUCCUCUGAAGAGUUGGCCCAAGUCUCUAUGUGCAAGUAGUUCUGAGAGAAUCAGCACGCCCUCUGCCCUUGCCCCUUGGGACGGAGCAGGAGUGGAGUGUGUGCGAGACAGUGUGAGCCAGCUCCCCGAGGCAGAGUUCCCCGCAUGUCCCCUGUGGGUGAGGGAGGCAGCAGCUCUCAUCAAGGUGGGGAAAGGUUUUGUGGAAUUUGAUCAAACUGGAUCCUUUGUAUCACACACCUGAACCCCCUUUCCUUUUACUUAAUAAAAGAAAAAAAAAAACAACAUGAAAAA
Odocoileus virginianus texanus is the source of this 1992-nucleotide messenger RNA. It is a transcript of the gene PGD, whose product is annotated as phosphogluconate dehydrogenase. Gene Ontology annotation, molecular function: NADP binding; phosphogluconate dehydrogenase (decarboxylating) activity. The record is from RefSeq and is a predicted model, not a curated record. NCBI's taxonomy places the organism in Eukaryota, Metazoa, Chordata, Mammalia, Artiodactyla, Cervidae. Gene Ontology annotation, cellular component: cytosol. Gene Ontology annotation, biological process: pentose-phosphate shunt, oxidative branch; pentose-phosphate shunt.